AUGACUGUUCUCUACCUGAGUUCACUUCUCAAAACGUCUCUUUCAGACUCACGGAAGGACACUGCCUGCAAGAACCGGCCCCUAGACCUCGUCUUCAUCAUAGACAGUUCCCGUAGUGUCCGACCUGAAGAGUUUGAGAAAGUGAAAAUCUUUUUGUCAAAAAUGAUUGAUACUCUGGACAUUGGGGAAAGAACAACCCGUGUGGCAGUCAUGAAUUAUGCUAGCACUGUCAAGGUAGAGUUUCCCCUCCGGACCUACUUUGAUAAAGCAUCUAUGAAGGAGGCUAUAUCUCACAUUGAGCCCUUGUCGGCUGGCACAAUGACCGGCCUAGCCAUCCAAACUGCCAUGGAUGAAGUCUUCACUGAGGAAAUGGGCACCCGGCCGGCAACCUUCAAUAUCCCCAAGGUGGUCAUUGUUGUGACAGAUGGACGACCACAAGACCAGGUUCAAGAUGUGGCAGCAAGCGCCCGGACAGCUGGCAUUGAGAUCUAUGCAGUUGGGGUAGACCGGGCAGACAUGCAGUCCCUGAGGAUAAUGGCCAGCGAACCACUGGAUGAACACGUCUUUUAUGUGGAGACCUAUGGUGUGAUUGAAAAGCUGACAUCCAAAUUCAGAGAGACUUUCUGUGCUGCGAAUGUGUGUGCACUUGGGACCCAUGACUGCGAGCAGGUCUGCGUGAGUAACGGCAGAUCCUACCUUUGUGAUUGCUAUGAAGGCUACACUCUCAAUCCGGAUAAGAGAACCUGCUCAGCUGUGGACAUGUGUGCACCUGGAAGGCACGAGUGUGAUCAGAUCUGUAUGAGUAACAAUGGAUCCUAUGUCUGUGAAUGCUAUGAAGGCUACACCCUGAAUCCGGAUAAGAAGACUUGCUCAGCCAUGGACAUGUGUGCACCUGGAGGGCAUGAUUGUGCACAAGUCUGUUUGAGUAAUGAUGGAUCCUACAGCUGUGACUGCUUUGAAGGAUACACUCUGAAUCCAGAUAAGAAGACUUGCUCAGGAACUGAUGUAUGUGUACCAGGAACCCAUGACUGUGAGCAGGUCUGUGUGAGUAAUGGUGGAUCCUAUACCUGUGACUGCUAUGAAGGCUUUACCUUAAAUCCAGAUGAGAAAACAUGCUCAAGUUCAGUGGAAUCAAGAAGACACCAUCUUGUAACAACUGAAGAAUCCUGUAAGUGUGAAGCCAUAGCUGCCCUGCAGGACUCAGUCACCUCACGCCUUGAAGCUCUGUCCACAAAAUUAGAUGAAGUGUCUGAGAAGCUGCAGGCGUAUCAAGGCAGACAGCAGGUUGUCUGAGCUAUCAUUCUACUUAAUUUUAAAAUAAUCUUUCAGAAGCAAUCCUUUUUAUUGUGUUCCGCAAGCUUUAUUUUGUUGCACAGCUUACAAUACGGCAGUUGGUUUGUUACUGUUGACAAACAUCAAGAAGACUUCAGGAAGACAACAGUCUUGAAAAUACAGUGACCCUGAGGAUCUUCAUGUACAGUCACUUUAUAGCCAUAAAGCUACCUAUACCUGCUGUGCUUCAGUUUGUACUACAAGUAGUACAGCAGGUACUGCUUUUCUGAAGUAACUGCAUUUUUAUUCUCUAAUUUAAAAGUAAAUCCAGAAAAAAUGAAUGGAUACAGUAUAUCACAUUAUAUAAAACUGUGAAAUGGCAAGGCAGAGUAGAAAAU
Molecule: messenger RNA, 1670 nt
Organism: Aptenodytes forsteri (emperor penguin)
Lineage: Eukaryota; Metazoa; Chordata; Aves; Sphenisciformes; Spheniscidae
Gene: MATN3
Product: matrilin 3
Exons: 9
Coding region: 1-1293 (430 amino acids)
Molecular function (GO): calcium ion binding
Source: RefSeq, a predicted model, not a curated record